Molecule: messenger RNA, 1519 nt
Organism: Salvelinus fontinalis (brook trout)
Lineage: Eukaryota; Metazoa; Chordata; Actinopteri; Salmoniformes; Salmonidae
Product: endonuclease domain-containing 1 protein-like
Exons: 4
Coding region: 463-1482 (339 amino acids)
Molecular function (GO): metal ion binding; nucleic acid binding; hydrolase activity
Source: RefSeq, a predicted model, not a curated record
GCACCUUAACAUUGGAUGUCAACCGCCGUUAAACUCCAUCGAAGAAGAAGACACUUUCCCUUCAUCGGAUCAUUGUUUAAAUCACAAGGAGAGUUACAGAGUAUGAACCCUUGGACGUACAGGUACCUCCAGCGCUCCCUCCUGCCUCACGUUCGGCCCCUGUCCCUGGUGAUCUACCCCAGGCCCCCUUGUAUCCACCCCCAGGCUUCUGAACUUGCCCCAGUGGGGUGAAGACCAGAAGAGGGUGAUGUCCUUCCUGCCUCCCUCUCUCUCCCUUAAAUGCAGCUGGUGAUUCCAGAGAGCCGGCGGGCAUCUCUCAACAAGAAGCAGCAGCAGUGGAUUUACCAGACGCUGUUUACCAGGAUCCUCCUACAGAGCUCACAGUUCAUCACUGUCCUUGCCCUGGUGGGGUGAAGACCAGAAGAGGGUGAUGUCCUUCCUGUCUCCAAGUUCUGCCUCAGAAUGUGCUGGGUGAAGAAGUUCAGUGAUGUUCCACAGUGCAAGAGUUUCUUCCUGAAGGGGACAACUCCAAAUCUCCCAGGUAUUUUGGUUGAUGGGAAAGUCCAGGACCAGAACCGCUACAAGCCGAUCUGCCAGUUGUUUAAAUACAUGAAGAAAACGGAAGUUAAAAACAUCUACAUGUUUGCAACUCUCUACGACACGACCAACAGGAUCCCUGUGUUCUCAGCCUACACCUUCAGUGGUCCUCCUACAGACCGCAGACCAAAUCAACGUUGGAUGAUCGAGCCCCAGCUUGAAGAUAAACAUUACACACGUAACAUGAUGGUGGCAGGUAGACGUCUAAGAGUCGAGCACCAGGCUACGAACGCAGACUACAAGGUAAAGAUAAAGGGCAUGCAUCUGGACAGAGGUCACCUAUUCCCAUGUUCGUACGCACCUGAUGAUGAUACCAUGAGGUCCACUUUCACCCUGACAAACGUCGUUCCCCAGGAAAGAGGCUUCAACCGAGGCAGAUGGAGUAAAAUUGAGUGCAAAGUCAGAGAAUAUCUUGUGAAGAACUGUAAGGAAGCUGAAGACCAGAUUAAAGCCUAUGUGGUGACUGGAGCAGUGCCCAGCAACAACAAACUGAACAAACGAGUGAACAUCCCGGAUCUCCUGUGGACAGCCUACUGCUGUAAAAACAACCUGGGACAGUGGGUGGCCGGAGCAUACUGGGGGAAGAACGUAAAGGGGGAAACAGUGAAUUCAAAUACCUUGGGAGUUCUCGAAAAAGAAUUGACGAGUUUCUACAAGGACUUCAAGGUAUUCCCAUAUUAUUGCCCAAGAAAAGCUAUUCAAAGUGUAGAACAGGAUGAGACAGGGAGGAACAGAGAGAGAGUAUUAGAGGGUGGGGCGGGGCAAAAGAGGAGCGGGAAAGGGAGCAGAGAGAGGAGCAUGAAGAUGGUGAGAAGAACAGGGGAUGAGUUAAAGGAAUGUGAUGAGGAGGAUGGAUGUGAUUGUGACUGUGAUGAAAAAUUAUGAGUUUUGUCCAGUGGUAAUUCCCACAACUAUUGAGUAC